Kalmanozyma brasiliensis GHG001 is the source of this 2199-nucleotide messenger RNA. Its product is annotated as Tannase/feruloyl esterase. The record is from RefSeq and is a predicted model, not a curated record. Lineage: Eukaryota; Fungi; Basidiomycota; Ustilaginomycetes; Ustilaginales. The coding region runs from base 1 to 2199 and encodes 732 amino acids. The transcript has a single exon.
AUGCUCGUGCUCGGGCGUGUUCCUAUGAUUGCGGUCGCCGUGGCCAUUGUCACUCAAGCCAGAGCUACUCUGGUCCACAGAGCAUCCUCUCGAGCCCGCCAAGAUGUACCCGGCAUCGCUCAAAGCUGCAGCGACCUUCCUGAUAGUCUCGAAGAGCUUCUCCUAGAGGGCCUCGGAAGCGAUGGUGUGCCGCUCGAGAUAAGCGAUACGUACGCUUUCCACUACCCCGCUGGGUCCAAUCCUACCGCUGAGAAACUCUACUCUGUCAUCCCCGAGACCUCUUUCGGUCCGAAGGACGACAAGGCGGGUGCCAUGUCUGUCUCUGCUGGAUUCGGCAAGAAGGCUGUCAUCGCGGAUGAUGGGUACGGAGAAGAAUCACGUGCUCCCUACAGCCAGAGCGGUGGUCUGCCGUCCUUCUGCCGAAUUGGAGGUAUGGUCAGCACGAGCGAGCAUAGUCGGGCCCACUUUGAGGUGUGGCUGCCUCUACCCGACACGAACGAAGAAGACGAGACCACGGACGACACUGUGCAGGCCGAAUCCUACUCGUCCGACCAGCAGAGUGAGGCUCAGGCCCUCAAAGCCAACUUCAAACGCGCGCCCACGUCCGGCUGGACCAAACGGCUCGUCUUUGUGGUCGGCGGUGGUCUGAGUGGCGCCAGUGCCUUUUCAGAGAUGAAGCAGACGAUGGCGCGAUACCGCGUCGCCGUGGCCAGCACCAAUGGUGGCCACUUCAGCGCGUUCGCUGGCACUAAAUGGCUGCCCGACAAUCCAGAGGGCUGGCUCCACCGAGCAAUCCAUCUUUCUACCAUGGUCGCAAAGCUUGCCGUAAGCAUCUUCUUCUACGGUGUUCCGCCCAGUACGAAGGGUAAAAACAAUGUCGUUCCAGAGAGCAAAUUGCACGUCUUCUAUAGCUACAUCAAAGGGUGCAGCACCGGAGGUAGAGCGGCCAUGGCAGAAGCGCAACGAUAUCCGCUCGACUGCGACGGUGUCCUAGCUGGCAGCCCCGCAAUCGAGUUCAACAAGCUCAAGGCGUACCAGGUGCACGUCAACACCUUUUUGGCUAACAACAAGAGCGAAGGGCAUUUCCCGCCUAGCGCCUACCCUAUGAUCCACAAGGCGGUACUACAGGCAUGUGAUGCGAGCGACGGUGUCGUCGACGGAAUCGUCUCGGAUCCUCGGUCGUGCAAGCCUGACUUUGCGAAGCUGAUCGGCUGCACCGGCAAAGGCACCGCGCCGAGCAGCGACAGCGUGGAGACCGCGCCCGAGUCUCUGAUCAAGCAUGCUAAGCGGUUCAAGCACAUCAUGCUGCCUAGACAGGUGUCGCCGCAGCCCGCUUCGGACCCUUCGGCACCUCUGGAGGUUCCUGGCGGAGGCGCAAGCAGCUCAAAAGACAGCGCACCACCGAAUCCCUCCGCGCCCACCUGUCUGACCGACCCGCAACUGCAAACGCUCUCAUCCAUCUACACGGACUACACGAUCUCCACCCGUCUCAUACGGGAAGCCGUUCUUCCCGGCAGCGAGAUGGGUUGGACCAUCUCCAACGCGAUCGUGGGCAAAAUUGGUGCCUCUCCCUCAGCCUGGUUCCACUAUCAAGUCCUCAACUCCACUUCCGACCUCUUCAUCUUCGACGCUGGCACGGCUAUCACACCCACCAUCAUCGACGCCGGCGAACGUCUCGAUGCAGGCCAAACAAUCACGUUCAUCCCUGACCUCAGCCGCUUCUUCGACGCAGGUGGAAAGCUCAUGCACUACCACGGACUGGCAGAUCCCCUUGUACCACCCCUCGUUUCGCCACGCUACUUCGAGCGGGUCCACGCUGUGGUGGGCGAAAAGGCGAGCGAGAGUUAUAAGCUGUACAUGAUCCCUGGCAUGCUGCACUGCAGAGGUGGAGCAGGGUGCUGGAACUUCGGCGGCGCAGGUCAGAUCGAGCCGGGUGCAAGGCCUCUCAGGGCGGAUGCGAAGCACGAUAUGUUGUUGGCGCUCAUGGAGUGGGUUGAGAAGGGAAGGGUACCGAAUGAGAUGGUUGGAACGGCAUAUAGGAGUGAGGAUGGUGGCGCGCCGAAGAGGAGCGAUGACAAGACGCCGUUUGGGAACGGGGUCAGGUUGACUAGGCCGCUGUGCGCGUAUCCCAUGCAGGCGAGGUUGAGGAGGGGCGGGAGGAGGGAUACGAGUGAUGCAAGCGCCUUCGAGUGCUCUUGA